Molecule: messenger RNA, 1987 nt
Organism: Zingiber officinale
Lineage: Eukaryota; Viridiplantae; Streptophyta; Magnoliopsida; Zingiberales; Zingiberaceae
Product: inactive beta-amylase 9-like
Exons: 3
Coding region: 132-1754 (540 amino acids)
Biological process (GO): polysaccharide catabolic process
Molecular function (GO): beta-amylase activity
Source: RefSeq, a predicted model, not a curated record
CCUCUUCGGACAAUCCCCAAAACUGACCGAAGCAUUGGAACUCAAAACGCAAUUCUCUUCUCCUCCUUCUCGAUCCCCUUUGCGAUUUCUUCCCGAUUUCGUCGAGCGCAGUUGGAAGUUCGUCGGAGAAGAUGGAGCUGGGUUUGGUGGUGAAGCAAGCGGUGGCGGCGACGGCGACGGCGACGGCAACGGCAACGGCAGCGGCGAAGGCGGACGCGAUCCCGGCACGAACCCUGGGGUUCCGGGAUUCGCCGCGGAUUGGACCGAGGAGGGUCCGGUUUCAGCCCCCGGCAAGUGGCGCGUGGAGGAACCGGGCCGUGCGGGCGGCCUGCGACGGAUCUAGCCGGCCUGAGGCGGUGGUGCAUGAAAUUGCGAAGGCGACGGCUAAAAACGAGGCGAAACCGGCUCGGCUCUACGUCGGGCUGCCGUUGGACGCCGUCUCCGCCGGCAACGUCGUGACCCACGGGAAGGCCAUCGCCGCCGGCAUGCGCGCCCUCGCUCUCCUCGGCGUCGACGGCGUCGACCUACCCAUCUCAUGGGGCGUCUUCUCAAACUCCGGCGGCGACUGGUCAUCCUACCUCGCAGUUGCCGCCAUGGCACGCGAUGCCGGCCUCCGCCUCCGCGUAUCCCUCCACCUUCACGCCCACGGCCGUCCUCAAUUCCCACUCCCCCAGUUGGUCGAGCGCGCCGUCGCUGCCGACCCCGACAUCCUCUUCACUGACCGCUCGGGAGGCCGCCACCGCGAGUGUCUCUCCUUCGCCGUCGACGAGCUUCCCGUCCUCGACGGGAAGACCCCUUUAGAAGCCUUCGAGGAAUUCUUCCAGAGCUUCCGCGUCGCCUUCACCGACUUAAUGAGCUCCGCUAUUACUGACAUCACCGUCGGUCUCGGGCCCAACGGCGAGCUCCGCUACCCUUCCUUCCCGUCUUCCGGCGGCAAGUCUUCCACCGGUGUGGGCGAAUUCCAAUGCUACGAUAAAUACAUGAUGGCUGAUCUCAAAAGGUGCGCCGAGGAAGCCGGCAACCCCUUAUGGGGCCUCUCCGGACCCCACGACGCCCCUGCCUACGACCGCUCACCGGACUCCGGCACCUUCUUCAAGGAUCACGGCGGUUCGUGGGAAACCCCUUACGGCCAAUUCUUCCUCUCUUGGUACUCCGGCAAGCUCCUCUCUCACGCUGAUCGCGUUCUCUCCGUCGCAUCCAAGGUGUUCGGCGAUUUUCCGCUCUCGGCCAAGGUGCCGCUCGUGCACUGGUGGCACAACACCCGGUCGCGGCCGUCGCAGCUGACGACCGGAUACUACAACGCCGAAGGCAGAGACGGGUACGAGGCGGUGGCGGAGAUCUUCGCGAAGCAUUCCUGCGCCAUGAUCGUCCCCGGCAUCGACCUCUCAGACGCAGAGCAACCGCAGGGUGCGCGGUCGAGCCCCGAGUCACUUCUAACUCAGAUCAUCCGAGCAUGCAAGAAGCAAGGGGUGCGAAUCUCCAGCGAGAACUCUUCCAUCGUCGGUGUCGGCUCCGUCGGCUUCAGUAAGAUUAAGGAGAAGAUUAUGGGCGAGAUCUCAGGGUUGGAUUCAUUCACAUAUAACAGGAUGGGUGCUGAGUUCUUCUCGCCGGAGCAUUGGCCCCUGUUUACGCAGUUCAUCUUGAGCAUGUCGCUGCCGGAGAUGGACCCCGACGACAUUCCUACCGACGAGGAAACGCUGUCUCUUCCGAUGAAGUCGGUGGCGGAGAAAGACCGGCAGAUGCAGGCAGUGUAGUAAGUGUAUCAUUAUUAUCUAUAUUGAGUAAUGUCGAUAUGUUAAAACAUAGAUAUCCAAGAACAAAUUUGUACCAGUAGAACUAAAUUUCCAUGGAUCUUGCUAGACGCCCUAAACUUUUAUUUAUGGGAUUUCAUGGAAAUUGCCUUUCCGUCAUUUAUAGACUUUGUACUAUUCAGGAACUAAGUCUGUCCUAAAAUAAAGUUUCAAACUUGAUUUUGAUUUUUGUUUUA